AUGUUCUAUUAUCUUUUGUUUCACCAUUUUUGCUUCAUACUAAGUUCAGAAAUUUCAAAAAAAUGUGUUUGUAUGCAUGUUCGAACAGAAAAAGAGUGCAAGAACUCUGGCUUAUGCAUUUGGGAGAUAGAUAAAUGUAUUAUAAAACCUGGCCAAUCAUACAAUACAGAGAUGAGUAAUUCGAAUAAAUGCAAGAGAUAUGCAUAAGAGGAUUGUAGAAAAUAAGAAUUUUGUGGAUUUUAUUUUGGUUAAUGUAUUGAUUUUGUUGACUGCAUGAUUUUUGAUAAAGAUAAUUGUUAAGAGUCUUCAUAUAAAUGUGUUUCUGAUGGCUCAAAGUGUGUGCAAAUAUAAGAAUGUAGUGAUUACAAAACACAGAAUGGAUGUGCCAAUAAAAAUAAGUAUAACAAGUACUGCUUUUGGAUCGGAGGGAUGGAAAAACAAUGUUUAGAUGUCCUAACUUGCGAAGGUCUACCAAUAUACUUAAAUAAUCAUUAAAUGUGUGAAUCAGGCCUAAAUGGAUGUACAAUAAGUGAGAAUGGUUAUGGAUGUAUAAACUAAAUGGAGUUUUGUUCAUAAUAUGCUAAUAAUUUCUAAUGCUUUAAAAGUAAAAAAAAUAAUUGCUAUUGGGAUUAUAAAAAUGAAAGAUGUGUAGAAAAGGUGUGCGAAAAUCUACUGUUCACUCAGGAUUACGAAUGCAAAGAAAUUUUAAGUGAUUGUACAACUAACGGAGUGCAUUGUGUAAGAAGGAGAUAAUGUAGUGAUGUUUAGAGUAUAUUUGGUUGUGUAACGGAUGCUGAGGGUAAAAAAUGUGAAUAUCAUUAAAAUCAAUGUAAAAUAAAAAGUUGCAGCACUGCUCCAGAUUCUCUUAGGAAUUAUCAAUAAUGCUAGGAUUAUGAUAAUCUAUUAGAUUGUGUUACUUCAGAAAACAAAGGAUGCAAAACACGACCUGAAACAUGCUAUGGUUACGCUGAAGAAGUAGAUUGCUAUUCUAUAACAUAAUAAGAUUGUGUUUGGUAUAAAAAUAAAUGCGAACAAAGAUAAUGUUACCAUGCACCAGAUUAUUUUACUCAUGAAGUUUGUCAUUUUUAUGGGAAUUGCAUAGGGAAAUUAGGUGGAGGAUGUUAAAUGACACCUUAAUUAUGUGAAGAAAUAAUGGAAGAAUAAUUUUGUGAAAUAAAUUACAAUGAAGAAAAGUGCAUUUGGCUUGGAGGUAAGUGCGAAUUGUUGCAAUGUAAAAAAUUGAAAUUACCAACCUAUAAAAAUCAUCAAAUGUGCUAAAAUUCAAGUUAAUAUUGCACUUUCAAUCUAAACACUUUAGGUUGUAUAGAUUAUUUAUGUGAAAAUAUUUUAGAAAUAGAGUAUUGUACAAUUGAUUCAAAUGGUACUGUUUGCACAUUGAAUUAAGGAUGUGUAGAAAAGAAUUGCAAUACUGCUCCUCCAGAUUAUGAUUCAAACUCGAAAUGUGAAGAGUGGAUACCAAAAUGCACAGUUAAUGUAUAAUAUUUAUAGAAUUCAAAAAUUUUGAUUGGCUGUACAGAUAAGAAGAAUAGUUGUGAGCUUUCUAAUUACGAUCAAUGUUAUUCAACAAUUUCAGGACUUUAGUGUAAGUGGGAUGAAUAAAAUAAAAAAUGCAUUAAUCAAUAAUGAUUGUUAAUAAUUUAAAGUGCUUUUUGGUCCUUGCAUUCUAAGAUCUUAAGGAGCUGGAUGUUAAUAAUGGCCAACAGAUUGCACUCAAAUGAUGUCUAAAAAUCAAUGUUAAUUGAAUUUAUAAGAUGGAACAAAUUGUUUUUGGAUUGGGACUAAAUGUAAGAAAUAAGAAUGUUCAGAUGCUCCUAAAACAAAUUACACCAAUAAUGUUGAAUGUAAUACUUGGUUAAAGACUUGUAUUUUUGAUCAUUCACUUGGUGGAUGCAAAGAUCGCCCUAAUCCCCUUGCUUGUUCAUCUUCUCCAAAUGAUAAAAUGUAUAAUAAUCAUCAAGAGUGUUUUGCUUGGAACCCUAAAUGCACCGUGAUUUCAUCCUUUAAAGUUGAAGGAUGUGAACCCAAGAAGGCUAAUUGUCAUGAAUUCAUUAGGCAAAGAAAUUGUAAGACAAAUAUAAAUGGCUAAUUUUGUUAUUGGGAUGAUAAAUUACAAAAAUGUAUGAAUGAGGGUGAAGAUAAUAAAGGAGUUGCUGAUUGUGAUAAGAGACUUUAUGGAGAUCUAACUCAUCAGGAUUGUGAGGACUUCCUGCCUAAAUGUACAAUAAAAAAUAUGGGCAAAUCCUGCUAAUUUCUUUCAGAGUAGUGCGAUUAUAAAUAUUAAUAAUAAUGUGUAAUUGAUAUCUAUUAGUAACCUUGCAAAUGGGAUUAUCAAAAUUAAAUCUGUAAAUCUGUGGCUUGCACUGAUAACACUACUGCUUAAACUGAGGCUGAAUGUUUAAGAUUCAGAUUAAGUUAUGAAUGCUAAUUAAAAAUUAAUUCUGAUGGAACAUACGGUCCUGGUUGUGAGAAGAGACCUAGCAACUGUGGAGAGGUUACAAAUCCUGUCAUAUGUAAAUUAACUCUAACAACUUAAUAAUAGAAAUGCUAUUUUAUGAAAUAUAAUUCUACGUGUUCUUAAUUAACAUCAUCAUAAUGCGAAAAUAUUGAGAGUCAAAGUAAUGAAACAUGUCAAUCAUAUAAUACUUAUUGUGUCCUUUAAUCAAGUGGAUAAGGAUGUCAUUCUAUUUAUCUUUGUAUUAAUUUAACGAGUAAGGUUUGUAACGGUGCCCUCAUGAAGUAAAAUAAUAGAUGCAUAUAUUAAGACAAAUGCAAUUAUGAUGUUUGUUCCUCCAGAUAUCUUUCUUAGAGCAGAUGUAGUGGCUAAAAAACAGCAUCAGGAAUAUAAUGCUCAUAUAUAUAUUCAUGCUCUGGCUCUGACUCUUGCGGAUACAAAUGCAUCAAUUAAACCGAAUAAAUGAAUUUAACCUUUCCUUCUUCAGCGACCCUUGCGGACAAAAGACAGUACUGUUAAAAUUACUCAUCAUCAUAUCGAUAUGAUACAAACUGUAAUUGCUGUGUAAUAUUGACUUCAUGCAGCUUGUAAGUAGGCUCCUAAUCUCUUUGUAAUUCAUCGAUUAGCCAAAACGGAUAAAAGUGCGGAUAUAAUCAAUCGAAUAAUACUUGUUAAGAUAGACUUUGCUCUCAUUUAAAUUCCACUUAUACUCUUUCGUAAUUAAUUUGUUAUAAUUGGGGUUAAAAUUGUGUAUAUAGUGUUACUGGUUGUAAGCUCUUUUCGGGUGAUUGUUCAACUAUAGGUCUAAUUUAAUAAUGUUAUUCUCAUUCAUGUUACUGGUAAGAUGCUAAAUGUGUAAACUAUGUUAAUUGUGAUCUUAACACAACUGCUGUGACAAAUCGGGAAUGUUUAUUAAAUAAUAGCAUUUACUGCAGAUUAAAUUACACUCAAGGCAAGGGUUGUGGCUUUCGUUAUUGUGAACACAUCUAUGAAGCUACAAUAUGUAGUUCAGCAAAAAUUAUUACUGGAGAAAGAUGUUUUUGGGAUGGCACUUGCACGAAUAAAAUGUGUUAUGAGCAUACAAUAGAAUCAGAUUGUCAAAAUAGUUAUGGUUAUUAUAUCGCAGCUGUUACAAAAUGUUAUUGGUGCGCACUUAACGCUACUAAAUGCUCUAAUAAUAAAUACUGCAGCCUUACUAGCAUGACAGCACCUUCAUCACAUGAGGAUUGCAAUAGUAAAUAUUUCUUAUAAACAAUUAAUAUAUCGAUAAGCUCAAAGUGCACUCUCAAACAAUAAUAAUGUUCAAAUUACACAUAUAAAGAUGCAUGUGUAAAAACAAUAGAUAAUAUAGACUGUUAUUGGUAUUCUAAUGCUUGUAUAGAUUAUUGUGAUGCUGCAGUUCAAUCGAUAUUUAUCUGGACACAUUCAUCAUGUCAAAGUUGGAAUGGUUCUUGUAUGUCACUAAAUAAUGUGGGAUGUCAACUGCUUAAUUGUUCAAAAUUGACAAUAGAUGCAAACUGUGCAAUUUUUUCUACAAAGUGUUUUUGGGAUGGUUCGACUUGUUAAACUAUUGGCGAUUGUAGCAUAUACUUUGAUAAUUCCUUGUGCUUAAAUACGAAAAAUUCAUAAGGCAUUCCUUGCUUUUGGGAUGGUACUAAAUGUUUAGAAAAAACAUGCUCAAAUAAACCUACCUCUUCAAAUGACCAAACCGAAUGCAACAGUUGGUUGACUAAUUGCUAAUGGAAUAAAAAUAAUAAUCGAUGCGUAGAAGAUUGCACAUAAGCUGAUAUUUCAAAUAACACUCAUUAACAAUGCGAAUCCUAUUAUUCAAAUAAAAGUUGCACUGUAAAAGUAGACAUUAUUUAAUGUGUGGACCUUCCCUUUUCUUGUCCUUUAGCAAAGGAAACUUAGUGUUAUAAAGAUUAAUUUGGAAAUGAAUGCUACUAUUAGGAUACAUUAAAAAAGUGUGUUAAUUUAUUAUGUUCGAACUUGGAAGCAUCAUUUACAACUCAUGAAAGAUGUAACUAAAGAUUAAAAUCUUGUACAGUAAAUAAAGAUUUUAAUGGAUGCCAAUAAUUGAAUAAUUGUGGUAGCUAUUCAAAUCCAGAGCUAAUAGUGAAGGACAGACAAAUUUAAGUGGAGUAAGUUGUUUCUGGAAUGAGGAGUUGA
Messenger RNA from Paramecium octaurelia, 4642 nucleotides. NCBI's taxonomy places the organism in Eukaryota, Ciliophora, Oligohymenophorea, Peniculida, Parameciidae. The record is from the annotation of a GenBank genome assembly.